GGGGUUUAGAUUAGUUCUUUUGAUUUGAUUUGAUUUGAUCUAGAAAAAGGGGGUUUAAUUUUGACUUUUGAAGAGGUUUUAAGCCACCAGUUAGGGUUCUUCUGUGCAGAAUCAUAAAGAGAAAUUUGACUUUCUUGCUUUUCACUUGUUGACUAGAAGAACACACAAGAAAAUUUUGUUCAAUAAAAGGGUCUUGUUUACUUUUGGCAACAUGGGUUCGUUUUGCACCAAGCUCAUUCCAUGUUUGGUUUCACCAAAUAAGGCAUCGAUUCUUGAAGAUCCUAAUGGUGGGAAUGAAGAGGAAGUUGGUAACUUGCCUGUGUUCAAAGAAUUCACCUUUGAGCAACUUAAAAAUGCAACAUCUGGUUUUGCUGUUGAAAACAUUGUAUCUGAGCAUGGUGAGAAGGCUCCGAAUGUCGUUUAUAAAGGGAAACUCGAGAAUCAAGUGAGGAUAGCGGUUAAGCGCUUUAACCGAUCGGCUUGGCCUGAUUCCCGACAGUUUUUGGAAGAAGCAAAAUCUGUUGGUCAACUCCGUAAUGUGAGGCUGGCAAAUCUUCUUGGUUGCUGUUGCGAACAUGAUGAGCGGCUACUUGUGUCCGAGUAUUUGCCCAAUAAUACGCUUGCAAAACAUCUUUUUCACUGGGAGUCGCAGCCGAUGAAAUGGGCAAUGAGGUUACGUGUGGUCUUACAUCUAGCCGAAGCUCUUGAAUAUUGUACAAGUAAAGGCCGUGCUCUUUAUCACGAUCUCAAUGCCUACAGAAUUUUGUUUGAUGAGGAAGGUAAUCCUAGACUUUCGUGCUUUGGUCUGAUGAAGAAUAGUCGGGAUGGGAAAAGCUAUAGCACGAAUCUUGCAUUUACUCCCCCCGAGUAUUUGAGAACCGGAAGAGUGACACCCGAAAGUGUGAUAUAUAGCUUUGGGACUCUUUUGCUUGAUCUUCUCAGCGGGAAACACAUUCCUCCAAGUCAUGCUCUUGACUUGAUAAGGGAUCGGAACCUUCAAAUGCUUACGGAUUCAUGCUUGGAAGGACAAUUUUCUAACGAUGAUGGAACCGAGUUGGUGCGUUUGGCUUCUCGUUGUUUGCAGUAUGAACCCCGAGAACGGCCAAAUCCAAAAUCACUAGUAGUUGCCUUGACUGCUCUUCAAAAGGAAACCGAGGUUCCGUCGUACGUGCUGAUGGGCAUCCCGGCAACGACUUCAUUCUCACCUCGAUCGCCACUUGGUGAAGCUUGCUUGAGAAUGGAUUUGACUGCAAUACAUGAAAUUCUAGAAACAAUUUCGUAUAAAGACGACGAAGGGCAAACAAACGAGCUCUCGUUUCAAAUGUGGACCGACCAAAUGCAAGAAUCGCUAAAUUCGAAGAAAAAGGGCGAUACCGCGUUCCGGCACAAGGAUUUCAAGGAUGCAAUAGAGUGCUAUUCUCAGUUUGUCGAGCACGGACCGAUGGUGUCGCCAACCGUCUUUGCUCGACGUAGUUUAUCGUACCUCAUGAACGACAUGGCUCAGGAAGCAUUGAGUGAUGCAAUGCAGGCUCAAGUCAUCUCGCCCGUUUGGCACAUUGCAUUGUAUCUACAAGCUGCCUCGCUUUUCGCCCUCAAAAUGGAAAACGAAGCCCAUGCCGCCCUCAAGGAGGGUGCAACGCUUGAAGCCAAGAGAACCGCAGCCUCCACCAACGGUCUGUGAUAUCUUUUGAUGUAAAUCUCUGCCAUUUCUCGUCGACUUGAAAUGUUUGACUUUGACUGGAUGGUCAAACGCACCGCCUUCAUAACGAUCCGAGAAAGUGAAGAUUUUGCCCUUUUUUCUUUGUCGAUUUCGGGUUUUCAUUUUUUCAUAUAUUAUGAGUAAUUUGUGUUACUGGGAAUAGAAAAAUUGCAUUCUUUUGUUGAAGAUUUGAAUGUAAAGCAAGAACUCGGUUGACUCUA
Molecule: messenger RNA, 1920 nt
Organism: Cynara cardunculus var. scolymus (artichoke)
Lineage: Eukaryota; Viridiplantae; Streptophyta; Magnoliopsida; Asterales; Asteraceae
Product: serine/threonine-protein kinase BSK7-like
Exons: 11
Coding region: 212-1681 (489 amino acids)
Biological process (GO): protein phosphorylation; brassinosteroid mediated signaling pathway
Molecular function (GO): protein binding; ATP binding; protein kinase activity
Source: RefSeq, a predicted model, not a curated record